This is a messenger RNA of Camellia sinensis, 1530 nucleotides long. RefSeq names its product dehydration-responsive element-binding protein 3. Gene Ontology annotation, molecular function: DNA-binding transcription factor activity; DNA binding. The record is from RefSeq and is a predicted model, not a curated record. Lineage: Eukaryota; Viridiplantae; Streptophyta; Magnoliopsida; Ericales; Theaceae. Gene Ontology annotation, biological process: regulation of DNA-templated transcription.
AGCCAUGAUAAGGGAGGGAUAAAGGAACAGUGGAUGAGGGGGGUGAAAACAUAUCAUAAAAGUUGAUUUAAUAGUGGGUUGAUAAGGGUGUUUAACCCCAUUGUAGCAUAGGGUCCGAACCUACCAUGGUGACCCCAUUUCUCUCGUACGAUAUAAGUGUUGUAUGGACUCAUUGGGAAAUGAUGGAAAAAGGCCUUCUUGUUCAGUUGUAUAUCUGAAGCUUUGGUUCCAUUUCUCUUCCCCUUCUUUGCCAACACUUUCUUCAUCUCUGUCUCUCUAUUUCUAUCUCUAUCUCUAUCUCUCUUUCUGAUAAACAAACCUUGUACAAGUACCAUCACUGUUGUUCUUAGUCCUCUCUCUGUUCUGUGCAUUAAUAUACCUAUAUAUAUAUAAGUACUCUGUUCUGUGUAUAUACCUCCUACCCACACUAGAAAAUAUGAGCUUUGAACUUCAAAAUUCAGAACCAGAAAGCAGCUCCAACUCAUUCUCAUCAUGUCCAUCCUCACCUGGGUUAACUCAGUCUCUCACAAAAAAACAACCCAAGUCACAAAACCCAGAACCCAAGAAGAUCAAGAGAAUCAGAGACUCCGGUAAAAACCCGGUUUAUCGGGGGGUCCGAAUGAGAAACUGGGGCAAAUGGGUAUCCGAAAUCCGCGAGCCACGCAAGAAAUCGCGCAUAUGGCUUGGCACCUUCCCGACUCCUGAAAUGGCGGCUCGAGCCCACGACGUAGCCGCGCUGAGCAUCAAAGGCAGCUCAGCCGUCCUCAACUUCCCCGAACUCACCGGGUCUCUGCCCCGACCCGACUCUCUUUCUCCCCGAGACGUCCAAGCCGCUGCUGCCAAAGCCGCCGCGAUGGACAUGUUCGGCUCGCCGGCGUCGUCAUCGGUUUCAGCUAUGGAGUCGUCGACGACUUCCGAUAAUGAACUGAGCGAAAUCGUCGAGCUGCCGAGUCUGGGAACGAGUUACGAAUCGGCCGAGUUGAACAGUGAGUUUGUGUACGUUGACUCGCUUGAUGGGUGGUUUUAUCCUCCGCCGUGGUUGCAGAGUGGUGAUAAUGAUUGUGAGUGUUUUUCCGACCAGGUGGCGGCGACGCCGGAGGGAGUAAUUCACAGUAGUUUUGAUGAGUCUUUGUUGUGGAAUUAAGGAUUAUUUUGGGACGUGGAUUAAAAAUAAUCUUUUUAAUUUUUUAAAUUAUAUUAUCUUUUUAUUUUUAUUUUAUUUUUUUUAAAAAAAUUAAAAAAAAUAAAAAAUUAAUUUUUAAUCUAUUUCCCAAAAUGGUUUAAUUAUUAACUGUUGUGAAUGUGUGCAAUAGUUAUUUUGUUAUUUUAUUUUUUUUUAUUUUCUUCUUCUUCAUUUUUAGCUCUUUCGCUUUUUCUUUGAAGGGCUAAAAGACUCUCUAUCUCUCUCUCUUGUCGUUGUAACUUCUUGAAUGAAUCUAACUGUACGGUGGUGUAAGGAGGAGGGGAAGUGGAAAUGACAUAAAUAACCUUCCUUGGUUGGUGUACAGUAUAUGCUACACAUUAAUUUCC